GGCGAGGCUUCUGAGUGGGCGGAACCGCGCACGCGCUGCGUCUGGGCGUGGAGGGUUCCGGAAAUGUGACACUGAGAAACGAGAUGGAGAAGUACGAGCGGAUCCGAGUGGUGGGGAGAGGUGCCUUCGGGAUUGUGCACCUGUGCCUGCGCAAGGCUGACCAGAAGCUGGUGAUCAUCAAGCAGAUCCCAGUGGAACAGAUGACUAAGGAAGAGCGGCAGGCAGCCCAAAAUGAGUGCCAGGUCCUCAAGCUCCUCAACCACCCCAAUGUUAUUGAGUACUAUGAGAAUUUCCUGGAGGACAAGGCCCUCAUGAUUGCCAUGGAAUAUGCACCAGGUGGCACCCUGGCUGAGUUCAUCCAAAAGCGCUGUAAUUCUCUGCUGGAGGAGGAGACCAUCCUGCACUUCUUUGUACAGAUCCUGCUCGCACUGCAUCAUGUGCACAUCCACCUCAUCCUGCACCGCGACCUCAAGACCCAAAACAUCCUUCUUGACAAACACCGCAUGGUUGUCAAGAUUGGUGACUUUGGCAUCUCCAAGAUCCUUAGCAGCAAGAGCAAGGCCUACACGGUGGUGGGUACUCCAUGCUACAUCUCCCCUGAACUGUGUGAGGGCAAACCCUACAACCAGAAGAGUGACAUAUGGGCCCUGGGCUGUGUUCUCUAUGAGCUGGCCAGCCUCAAGAGGGCCUUUGAGGCUGCGAACCUGCCAGCACUGGUGCUGAAGAUCAUGAGUGGCACCUUUGCACCCAUCUCUGACCGGUACAGCCCUGAGCUGCGCCAGCUGGUCCUGAGUCUGCUCAGCCUGGAGCCUGCACAGCGGCCGCCACUCAGCCACAUCAUGGCACAGCCCCUUUGCAUUCGCGCCUUGCUCAACCUCCAUACCGACGUGGGCAGCGUCCGCAUGAGGAGGGCAGAGAAGUCCCUGGCCACCGGGCCUCCCAUGGCCCCAGGCAGCACAGGAAGCCGGACCACCAGCGCUCGAUGCAGAGGCGUUCCCCGGGGACCUGCAUGUCCAGCCAUUCCUCCGCCACUGUCGUCAGUGUACGCCUGGGGCGGUGGGCUCAGUGCUCCGCUGCGGCUGCCGAUGCUUAACACAGAGGUAAUCCAGGUAGCAGCGGGACGCACGCAGAAGGCUGGCGUCACUCGCUCUGGGCGCCUCAUCCUAUGGGAGGCCCCGCCCCUAGGCGCGGGAGCCGGUACCCUACUCCCAGGGGCGGUGGAACAGCAGCAUCCCCAGUUCGUCUCUCGUUUCUUGGAGGGCCAGUCGGGCGUGACCAUCAAGCACGUAGCCUGCGGCGACCUCUUCACGGCCUGCCUGACUGACCGAGGCAUUAUUAUGACCUUUGGCAGCGGCAGCAAUGGGUGCCUAGGCCAUGGCAGCCUUAAUGACAUCAGCCAGCCCACCAUUGUGGAGAAACUGCUGGGCUAUGAGAUGGUGCAGGUGGCCUGUGGGGCCUCUCAUGUGCUGGCCUUGUCUACUGACCGAGAACUAUUUGCCUGGGGCCGCGGGGAUGGUGGCCGGCUGGGACUAGGCACCAGGGAGUCCCACAGCUGCCCCCAGCAGGUACCCAUGCCCCCAGGACAGGAAGCCCAGCGUGUUGUAUGUGGCAUUGACUCCUCCAUGAUCCUCACAGUGCAUGGCCGAGCCCUGGCUUGUGGGAGCAACAGGUUCAACAAGCUUGGCCUAGACCAUCUCUCUUUAGGGGAGGAGGCUGCCCCUCCCCAGCAAGUGGAGGAGAUCCUGAGCUUCAUACCACUAGGUUCUACACCCCUGGACCAGGAGCCCCUGCUAAGUGUGGACCUGGGCACUGCUCAUUCAGCUGCUGUGACUGCCUCUGGUGACUGCUACACUUUUGGCAGCAAUCAGCAUGGGCAGUUGGGCACCAGUGCUCGCCGGGUCAGCCGGGCACCUUGUCAAGUCCAAGGCCUCCAGGGCAUCAGGAUAGCAAUGGUGGCUUGUGGUGAUGCCUUCACUGUAGCCAUUGGGGCAGAAGGUGAAGUGUACUCUUGGGGUAAAGGGGCCCGAGGUCGACUGGGAAGGAGGGAUGAGGAUGCUGGACUCCCAAAGCCAGUGCAGCUGGAUGAGACACACCCCUACACUGUGACUUCUGUGUCCUGUUGCCAUGGAAACACUCUCCUGGCUGUUCGCUGCAGAGCCCAGAGUCCAGUGUGGAGUCGGAGCAGAGGUGGGUGAACUUGCCAGAGGCACUGCCCCUUGGGAAGGAAGCUGCAGAGGUUUCUCUUUUAUACCCUCCAGCCAUCACAGAAGAACCAGCCCCCCCCUGAGACACCUCGGUACAUCUCUGAACCACUCUGAUACUGCUUCUGCACUGAAUGUUGGGAAGUACAGGUGCCUGAGGCAAGACUAUCACCACCAGCCCUCUGUAUUGUGAUUUCAAUGGGGUAUAAGAACCAGUGAAGCCCCUGCGCUGCUUUUGGUCCUGUAUAUUGGAAACCUCCACCCUCCCUGCUCCUCCUACAACUUUUUUUUCUCCUCACCCCUUCUUCUCUUAAGUCAGUUUCCCCAGCGUCCAGCCUGGCUAGGGUUGGAAGCCAAACCAAAUCUUUGGAAGUAGGGUGGUAUCCCGAGCCUUGGCAGAAAAAGGCUGGAGGUUGCUGUGGAUCUACCCAGGCCCUGCCUCUUCUCCCAGCCCAGUUAAAAAGUCUCUGGUACCCACUGGUAGAGCAGCUCAGUGCUUUGGAGCAGGGCAAGCCUGGACUGGCCAUUCCAGCUGCCUAGCGUCUGCACUGCCUGAGGAGGGAAUGCUGCUGUCUGCCCCCACUCCUAAAUCCUGAGGCUGGGAUCUGCAAAAACCUCUCGGUGCCUCCCCUCCCCUGCGGGCUGGGGAGUGCAUCAGCUGCAAAGUGUCUACUGCAGAGGGGAUCCCUGCUGAAUGUUGUCCUUCUUUCCCCAGGCCUUCGCCCUAAGCAGAGGGGGGAAAGGGCAGCUGGCCGGAAUAGACCAGUUUCCCAGCUGACUGGAAAGUAGUGCCAAUAAAAACAUAAGUUGCCUGCCUA
Messenger RNA from Manis javanica (Malayan pangolin), 3019 nucleotides. It is a transcript of the gene NEK8, whose product is annotated as NIMA related kinase 8. Gene Ontology annotation, molecular function: protein kinase activity; ATP binding. NCBI's taxonomy places the organism in Eukaryota, Metazoa, Chordata, Mammalia, Pholidota, Manidae. Gene Ontology annotation, biological process: animal organ morphogenesis; protein phosphorylation. The record is from RefSeq and is a predicted model, not a curated record. Gene Ontology annotation, cellular component: cilium.